GUUGCUGGCAACGGCCUGGCUGCGGCCAGGGCCGAGCCCGACGCGGCGCAGAGUGAGUUAUGCACGGUGCGGAAGUGCUUCGAGGCCGUCGUUGGCGACUCGGAGCUUGCCGACCGCAUCGCCGCCCUCGCGCCAGCCCUGAGCGCUUUGCUGCGGGGGGGGGCGCCUUCGGCCGAGGAGGUACUACGGCGCAACGUGGCGCUGCAUGCGGAUGCCCCUGAGGGAGUGUCCACCGCUACGGCGUCAUGCGAGGACUUGCGCCGCCUGCAGAAGAGCGACCGCCUGGAAGGCCGCCAGUUCACGGAACGGGGCUUCGAGACGCGACGGACUUGGACAUUUCCGUGGAGAUUUGCGUCGCGGAACCUGCCACGUUCGGAGCUGGAGACGCUGUCCUCGGAUGGUGGCGAUGAGGUGGCUGCGGCCAUCGACGCUUGGGAUCCAGAUGCCGCUCCGCCCGAGACAGUGUCCUCGGAUGGGAGCGAUGUGGGGGCCAUCGCCGAGGCCCUCGACGAGUUGUCCUGGAGCGCCAUGGUUGAG
Molecule: messenger RNA, 537 nt
Organism: Prorocentrum cordatum
Lineage: Eukaryota; Dinophyceae; Prorocentrales; Prorocentraceae
Source: the annotation of a GenBank genome assembly